AUGUCUGACCCUGGGGAUCUACGCAGCGAGAACAACACGUUCCUACAACGCGUCUACGCCGCCACGACAGCCACCGAAUCCCAAGGCUUGUAUGAUCAAUGGGCGGCUCAGUACGACAAGGACCUCGAAGGGUUGGACUAUGCAUUUCCGACAUUGGCCGCGGAGGCACUCUCUCAGGCGCUGGCCAAGGCUAGUCCGCAUUCUUCUUCUGGUGGUCAGCUCGCCGGUCUACGUAUUGCCGACGCCGGCUGCGGCACGGGGCUGGUCGGUAGGGAACUCGCAACAAAGUAUGGCGCCGACAACGUCUCCGGCCUGGACAUCAGUUCGGGGAUGCUCGAAGUCGCUCGCAAGACGGGAUGCUACGCCAAACUGGACGUGGUCGACUUGUCAAAGCCGCUGACGAUACCGAAUGGGUCUUUCGACGCCGUGGUCUGCGUUGGCACAUUGACGAGGGGACACGUCGGGCCGGAUCCGGUGUUUAAGGAAUUUGUGAGGAUCGUCAAACAAGGUGGUGGCGUCAUGGUCACUACGGUCCUCGACGACAUCUGGGAGAGUGGAGGGUACAAGGCGGAAGUGGAGCGUUUGAAGGACGAUGGCUCAAUCGAGAUCCUUCGUGCGGAGGUGGUUGGUGUGAGGGCGACGUCAAAUGUGGGUGGAAGACUACUCGUGUUGAAGAAGCUGUGA
Exophiala oligosperma is the source of this 684-nucleotide messenger RNA. RefSeq lists its product as uncharacterized. The coding region runs from base 1 to 684 and encodes 227 amino acids. The record is from RefSeq and is a predicted model, not a curated record. Lineage: Eukaryota; Fungi; Ascomycota; Eurotiomycetes; Chaetothyriales; Herpotrichiellaceae. The transcript has a single exon.